Molecule: messenger RNA, 495 nt
Organism: Aspergillus terreus NIH2624
Lineage: Eukaryota; Fungi; Ascomycota; Eurotiomycetes; Eurotiales; Aspergillaceae
Exons: 4
Coding region: 1-495 (164 amino acids)
Source: RefSeq, a predicted model, not a curated record
AUGGGGAAGAACAAGAAUGCGACCAAGCCGCUGACACAGGAGGAAAUCUGGGAUGAUUCCGCGCUGGUGCAGAGCUGGGAUGAGGCCGUGGAAGAAUACAAACUCUAUCAUAGCAUCCAUGCUCGCGGCGAGAAUGUCGAGGAUGUCCUGAGGGAAGCCGAAGCCGCUGAGCUCGAGAAGUCGCAGGAUCAGGAAGAAGAGCCGGAAGUGGAUUCCAAAGACGCCAUGGAAGCUGAUGUGGAACCACCAGCGACGGCACCCCAGACUUCUCACCUUACAGCCCCUCAGACUGCUGGAGAGUCUGCGCCGCCCAUUGGAGCCCACGCUGGCGGGCCUAGUAUGGGAUCCGCCGUGCCUCAAGUAGCGCUGGCACAAGUUCAAGAUGAAGGGCUGAAGAAUCUUAUGAUGGCCUGGUACUAUGCGGGAUAUUAUACUGGCCUGUAUGAGGGGCAGCAAAGGGCCAACAAUACCAAUCCUAAUCAACCAGGGAAUUGA